This is a messenger RNA of Pseudo-nitzschia multistriata, 2019 nucleotides long. NCBI's taxonomy places the organism in Eukaryota, Bacillariophyta, Bacillariophyceae, Bacillariales, Bacillariaceae. The record is from the annotation of a GenBank genome assembly.
AGUGGUUGCGUUCAUUCCUUCCCAUAAUUUGAAACAUUGAACAGCUUCAAUACCGCAGCCACAAAUCUAUAAUUGUUGAGAAKUGCGCAUCAGCCCUYACUAAACAAACGAUGAAACUCUCGACCAUUUGUCACCUCAACUUCGGUUUUAUCGCCAUGGCGCCUUCCAUUGUCCUCGCAGUCUCCGAGGUAUGUAUUUCAUUGCGAUGCAUUGAAUUUGUUGACACGGCAAAAUGUCGCAUUAUUGAAAUUGAUUGCCCUGCUUGUUUUGGUGCAUGUCUGUCGCAAAUAUGAUGCCUCACGGAGCUAGAACGAUGGUCGUAUCACAUUUAUGAUUUUGUGGCGUUUGUCUCYUGUGCAGAAACGCGACGGAAAUCACGAAGUUGUACGCCACCGAAAGCUAGAUCAAGGAGAGGAAGGCCUCACACCCAAAUACGGAAAGUACGGAAAACAUGGAAAACAYGAGAAACUCAUGAAGGGCAAGGCGGAAAAGGCUAUGAAGUUCGGCAAGARGGAGAAGGAUUCGAAGUACGGCAAGAAUGRUAAGAAGGAAAAGGCCGAGAAGUAUGACAAGCAUGAUGGGCAGGAAAUGAUCGCAAAACAUGCCAAGAAAGARAAGAUGGAAAAGAAGUACAAAGCUCAGCCGGAGCACGACGACGACACUCCCUACCAAGACGAUUAUUUUGAAAUGGAUGACUACUACUUUGAGGAGGAAUAUUGCAUUUUCGAUGAGUUUCGUCCCCUCGCCGAUGGCACCGAGGUGUGCGUUUCCGAGUUUCUGGAAAAAACGUACCUAGACAUCGAUGUUGAYGACGCGAUGGACUGCACCGAAAGYAUCGAACUGACCGCCUGGCACAAAUACACUGCAUGCUUUGCGUUGGAAUAUUACGAACCUAGCGUUUGCAACGAGUUGUUCUACCGAGCCGAAGAAAUGUACCUUUGUUUGAUGGAAGCGAACGGGUGGCCCGACGACGACUGGCACUACGAGGACGACAUGUACUACGAGGAYGACAUGUACUUUAACGACGACUUUCACUAUCAUGACGAUGGCGACUGGGAACAAGAUGAUUAUUAUUCUAGAUGCGUCUUUGAUUUCGAUUACCAACAGCAUAUUAUCGGUUGCGUGGAAUCUUUUUCAGAUUCCCUUGCUUUGGACAGCGUCGGCUAUUUGAAUUGCACCCUUGACUUUUAUUCAGACUAYUAUGAGAUAUGCUAUUACGGUGAAGAGAUCGACCSUUCGACCRACACGACCUGCAACGCGUUCGAGAAGUGCGAGGCCAUAAAGAACGCUUUCGAAUACUGUGACUACGGUGCCUCAGUUGAUUAUGUCGAAAUCUUGGAAGAGCAGCUCGAUACGAGCUAUGUUUUGGACACUAUCMAUAACGGCACAAUUGACUUGGAUGGUGCCCUUGUCGCUCUCGACGGCUACACCAACUCGAGCGAGAUGACCGAAUGGGAAUGGUCAGACAACCUUCAAUGCGUGGAAUCCUAUUUUGCCCCGUACAUCGAYGGAUAUUGCUAUCUGGGAGACGAAAUCGAACUUCUUGGCGGUUGUAUCAGCACGUUYGCGGGCGCCUUCGACGACCUCGAUGCGGAGUCCCUUAUGAAUUGCACCGAGAAUUUUUGGGAUGCCUUUUAUGRCCGCUGUUACUACUAUUACUACGAGAACGACCCUUUCACCGCCCCCGCUGUCUGCGAGCAGUUUGAACUAUGCACCACCGCUUUGCAAACCAUCGAAUACUGCUUUGGCGACAAMCUGGGAUACGGUUUCUCGAACUACAUCGAGGCCUUCGAAGUAGACCCGGAAUUUGGCCCGUUGCUYCAGUCGCUCUAUGACGGGUCUUUCAAUGCGCUGGAUGCGCUCGGGACCCUCUACGGUUAUACCGGGGAACUAACCAGCGAACCCGGAUGGGAAGGCUUUGUCCUUUGCAUCGUAGGUUUUURAGGAUUCGAUUGAAUCGCCAGGGAUCAAGCCGGCGUUAUUUUUGUAAAGGUCUGGAUUGGCCUAUGCCCUUUACAG